CCACCUCUCUGAUCUCGCUCUUUAUCUAUAUAUACACACAUAUAUGUGGACAUACAUGCAUGUAUCUGCGUGUAUGCUGUUGGGUUGUUUUCAAAAUCUCGAAUUUCGACGGUAAAGGUGCUCGUUUGAUUAAGAGGGAUUUGGGAUCCUCUGUUUUCAUUUGGGGGAGAGAUCUUUUAAUCGUUCAAGUCAAAAGUACUUUUGUGACUGAGGGAGAGAGAAUGUCUGGAGGUGGUACUCAGAAGAGUAUUCGGAAGGCACUUGGUGCGCUCAAAGACACGACCACUGUUUCUUUAGCCAAAGUCAAUAGUGAUUACAAGGAAUUGGACAUUGCCAUAGUUAAGGCUACUAAUCACUAUGAGCGCCCUGCAAGGGAAAAACACAUUAGAGCUAUUUUUGCUGCUGUUUCGGCUACCAGACCUCGUGCUGAUGUGGCAUAUUGCAUCCAUGUACUUGCCAGACGGUUAAAAAAGACACAUAACUGGGCGGUUGCAUUGAAAACAAUGAUUGUAAUUCAUCGCGCACUGAGGGAAGUGGACCCCACAUUCCAUGAAGAGAUCAUUAAUUACGGAAGAAGCAGAAAUCACAUGCUCAAUAUGGCUCAUUUCAAGGAUGAUUCUAGCGCUAACGCAUGGGAUUAUUCUGCCUGGGUUCGUACAUAUGCCCUAUUUUUGGAGGAAAGGCUGGAAUGCUUUCGUGUGUUGAAGUUUGAUGUUGAGAUGGACCGGCCAAGAACCAAAGAUCUGGAUACCACGGAACUUCUCGAGCAUUUACCAUCUUUGCAACAGCUCCUUUUCCGUGUACUUGGCUGUCAGCCGCAAGGAGCAGCAGUCAAUAACAUUGUUAUUCAGUUAGCACUGACAAUGGUUGCUUCUGAAAGCAUGAAAAUCUAUCAAGCCAUAAGUGAUGGUACAGUUAAUUUGGUUGACAAGUUCUUUGAGAUGCAACGCAAUGAUGCUAUGAGGGCACUGGAUAUAUACAGGAGGGCUGGACAGCAGGCCGAGAGACUGUCAGAAUUUUAUGAAAUAUGUAAGAAUCUUGAUGUUGGACGUGGGGAAAGAUUUAUCAAGAUUGAGCAGCCUCCUCCAUCAUUCUUACAAGCCAUGGAAGAGUAUGUGAGUGAAGCCCCACGGAUGUCAACUGCUCGUAAGGGUCAGGUCGUCGACAAUAAAAUUUCUUCACCCAAAGAAGUCUUGGCUAUAGAAUACAAAAAGCCUGCUGAGGUGCAGGAGGAACGUCCACCAUCACCACCUCCUCCUCCUGAGCCGGUGAAAGUAGCAGCACCUGCUCCUGUUGCUGAACCAACCGAUUUGUUGACUUUGGAUGAUCCAGCUCCUGCAGCUGCAUCAGAAUUAGAACAGAAAAAUGCCUGGGCUCUGGCUAUUGUUCCAGCUGAUCAACCAACCAACACUGCUCCAGUACAAGCAAAUGGAACUACGGGCUGGGAAUUGGCACUGGUUACUGCUCCAAGCUCCAAUGAUGGUGCUGCUGCUGCCAGCAAAUUGGCUGGAGGCUUAGACAAGCUUACGCUGGAUAGCCUCUACGACGAUGCAAUUAGACGAAGCCACCAACAGACCACGAGCUACAAUCCCUGGGAGGCAGCACCAAUGGCCGGUCUACCAAUGCAACAAACAGCACACGAUCCUUUCUAUGCCUCCAACACAGUAGCUAUGCCACCAUCUGUUCAGAUGGCAAUGAUGUCCAACCAGCAACAGGGUUACAUGUUGCAACAACAGCAACAGAUGAUGAUGAUGGGUCCACAACAACAGCAGCCCCUAAAUCCAUUUGGUAAUCCAUAUGGACCCGGUAUGUACCCUCACAGUUCAGGUAUGCCCGUUCCAGCCUACAACCCAUAUACUGGACAGUCUGGACUUAUGUAGAUGCUUUUCGCGAUGAACACGUUCUUUAUCCGAUAAAAAUACGUCAAGGUUGAAAAUGUAAUGGAAGAAUCAUCACGACUUUGCGGAUUUGAAGACUAGACAAUUGUGUAUGAUAUCUUUGUGUAUGAGCAGUAUACAGCUAGAAAAGGAGAUUCAUUAUUAAAUAAUCAGCAAAGUAGGAAGGGAUUGUUGAUUUUUUUUAGGUUCAUGAAGGCCGGUAAUAAUGAUUUUGGACUCGAUCCUUAUGUUUUGUUUUUCGAACCUGCUUGUUUAUUGAUGAUGGUUAAGCAGGAGCUUCAUAUGUUGCCAACUUUUCUGAUUUCAAUUCUUUUACACCCCUCCUGUAUUCUUAUAGGUAAAUAGAAAGUAUUUGUAAUCUUCUGUGAUUUUGCAUUUAUAGAAUGAACUGAGCUCUGUCUCUUGUCUCUGGUUGUCUCA
Molecule: messenger RNA, 2318 nt
Organism: Tripterygium wilfordii
Lineage: Eukaryota; Viridiplantae; Streptophyta; Magnoliopsida; Celastrales; Celastraceae
Product: putative clathrin assembly protein At5g35200
Exons: 15
Coding region: 60-1880 (606 amino acids)
Biological process (GO): clathrin-dependent endocytosis; vesicle budding from membrane; clathrin coat assembly
Cellular component (GO): clathrin-coated pit; clathrin-coated vesicle
Molecular function (GO): SNARE binding; phosphatidylinositol-4,5-bisphosphate binding; 1-phosphatidylinositol binding
Source: RefSeq, a predicted model, not a curated record